ACGAGAGCUUGUGUGCAAGACUCUUGACGUCGACAUCGACAAACAGUUCGCAAUCCAGGAAUCCGCUCGGAAUUUGACGUCCAAAAAGCUCAAAGCUCGCACGAGGCCAUGCCUUUUUAUCGCCGGCAGCGGCCGCCCAUUCGCUGGAAAAAGGUUCUCCAAAAGGAGCAGCACUGCGGAAUACUUCGGGGACAAGCAAAGCAACUCGACGGGGGAGAUGAUAUCCAUGGAGGCGGAGCCGGAUAGCGUAUACCGUAGCCGAGCCUGCAUAUUAGAUAGAGAUGGAGGCAGGAGAUGGAAGAGAAGCGAUAGCGUUCUUCGACGUGGAGACGACGGUGCCGGGGCCGUGGGGUGGGACACGACGUUCGCUGCUGGAGUUCGGGGCGAUCUUGGUGUGCCCGCGGCAGCUUGUGGAGGUGGGAAGCUACUCCACCCUCAUCCGCCCGGCCGACUCCUCCGCCACCUCCGUCCGCUGCAACGGCAUCAACCCGGAGACGGUGGCCUCUGCGCCCUCCUUCCCCGAGGUCGCCGACCAGAUCUUCGCCAUCCUCCAUGGACGGGUGUGGGCGGGGCACAACAUCGUGGAGUUCGACUGUCGGGUGAUAAGGGAGGCGUUUGCGGAGACUGGGCGAGCUCCGCCGGAGCCCAAGGGGAUCAUUGACACCUUACCGUUGCUGACCCAGACGUUUCGGAGGAGGGCGGGCGACAUGAAGUUGGCUAAUUUGGCAUGUUAUUUUGGUCUCGGCCAACAGAAGCACAGGAGCUUAGAUGAUGUCCGAAUGAAUAUCGAAGUUCUCAAGUGCUGUGCUACAGUGUUGUUCUUGGAAACAAGUUUCCCGGAUUUAUUUUCUAUCAAGUCACCUGGGAUGUCCUGCACCAUUAUUCCUGCUUCUGAGGGCUGCAGCAGUUUUGCUGGAUUUCUAGAGCCUGAUGAAGUCUCAGUGCAGGAUAUCAGGGCAGCCAUUGCCCCUUCUGGUUAUGGUGGUCACAAAUUACGUAUACUACAUGGAGAUUGCCCGCUACGGCUUCAUUGCAUGGGACUGAAAGUCCAAUUUGGGCCACGUGGACAAUUUAAGGACCAUGCUGGCUGGCCGAAACUGAAUAUAGUGGUUUAUAUCCCAGAAAGUUUAUGCAAGGUUUUGGAUGCCUGUGACCUUCUUGCCCAAAUAUCAUCUCAGAAUUCUAGUAGCAGGUCUGACUGGAAACAUGUAAUUAUGAAGAAUGGCUACUCAAAUCCUUAUAGCAUUCGAUUGCACAUACCCAUAGUGGCAAAUGGUGAUGCUGCUAUCUACUCAACGGAAAUAUACAAGAAAGAUCUGUCUGGAAACAAGCAGAAGCUCGUGUUCACCACAUGUGACGUUGUCGAGCUUGCUUCCCUAAUUGUUCCAGGAACAAGUCUAGAUGCCUAUUUCUGGGUGGAUACAUAUGACCAUCUGCAGAGAGCUGGAAUCAGGCUAGAAGCGAAAAAAUUGAUCCUUUGUUCUCAAUAGAAGCAAAAAAUUAUUUGAGUGGCAGGAGGAAGAAAAAAAAAAUCAUGUCCUGAUUAGUGUUCUUAGCAGAAACUAUGUAAAUUACUCUAGCAACCACUAGCCAAUGAUGCCAUUAAUGUAACAGCAGACACUGUAUCCAUCGAGAAUGAAAAGGUAAAUCUGUUGAAUUAAUUUCUGCUUAA
This is a messenger RNA of Elaeis guineensis (African oil palm), 1672 nucleotides long. RefSeq names its product protein NEN1. The record is from RefSeq and is a predicted model, not a curated record. Lineage: Eukaryota; Viridiplantae; Streptophyta; Magnoliopsida; Arecales; Arecaceae. Gene Ontology annotation, molecular function: nucleic acid binding; 3'-5' exonuclease activity.